AUGGAACGUAAGCUCCAAUUGGAGGAGUUAGAAUGUCUUAGACUAGAAGCAUAUGAGAAUUCUAAGAUUUAUAAGGAAAAGGCCAAGACAUUUCAUGACCAAAAUAUAAGGAGGAAGAGCUUUAAGAUAGGUGAUGAGGUGCUUGUGUACAACUCAAGGUUGCGGUUGAUGCUUGGAAAGUUGAGAUCUAAAUGGGAUGGUCCUUUUAGAGUGGUGGACGUCAAGCCCUAUGGGGAGGUUAGGGUGGUUCACCCUAUCAAUGGAACUAGAUUCAAUAUCAAUGGUCAUAGGGUGAAGCCUUACCACACACAACCCAAACAUGCCAAGGAGUUGGAGAUUUUCCUCCUUGGAGAGGUUCCAAAUGAUCAAUAA
This is a messenger RNA of Arachis stenosperma, 372 nucleotides long. RefSeq lists its product as uncharacterized. The record is from RefSeq and is a predicted model, not a curated record. The transcript has a single exon. Lineage: Eukaryota; Viridiplantae; Streptophyta; Magnoliopsida; Fabales; Fabaceae. The coding region runs from base 1 to 372 and encodes 123 amino acids.